GAAACACGGAUUUCCACCCUUCUUUACCAGUUAAACCAGUAUCUCUGGAUAGGGCACACUCAAGUACUUCAACAGGUAGAGUCUCUGACCGCAAACUCUUUCGGUGCUCCUCUGAAAAUAAUCUCCCACCUUUUUUUUGUUUUGUUUGGUUCUCUCCGUUUAACCUCAAUUGAGUUUCCAGCCCUUUUGUUCGCUCUUCUUAUCACUUGGAAAAAGGUGAACCCUCGUGUUAUUUUUAUUUUAAUCUUUGCUUUAAUUGUAGUUUUUACCCUUGUGGUCCCUGAUGGCUUCGCACAGUGAUACUCUGGUGGUGUUCUUUGGGGCAACAGCUGGUGCAAAUGGGGGUAAACUGGGUUCGGAUGAGAGGGAAAUAAUUCUCUUGGUGUGGCAAAUUGUGGAUCUACAUGAAAAAAAGGUCGGUAAGCUUCACAGAUGUGUUGUCAAGCCGGACGCCUUGGAGCUGACGGAUCAGUGCUCGGAGGACACCGGCCUGACUGUGGACGACCUCGCCGAAGCAGAGCCGCUGGACAAAGUGCUGCAGCAGUUCCAGCAGUCGGUGUCAUCAGAAGUGAAAUGCCUCGGCAGGAGCUCUUUCACUCUUUGUGUCGACAGUCCCCACGUCAUCCGACAGGCCCUCCACCCAGAAGCUUCCAAAAAGAAUCUUGUCCUUCCUGAAUGUUUCUUCUCCUUUGUGGACGUGAAGAAGGAGUUUCACAAAUGCUGCCCCGAUGCCAGCUCUGUGCCGAAGCGCACACUCGCCUCCAUGUUGGAAUAUGUGGGUCUCCCUGCGGUGUCGGAGGAGUCCAUGGGGGAGAUGGAGGUGAGCAGCAUGGUGCAGCUGACGCUCCACCUCCUGGCUGAGCCCCACAACCACAAGUUCACCUGUGUUGAAACGGUGAAGUACAAGUUUGAUUCUGGCACCUGCAACAAGAUGGAGCCGGUUGAUAGUGAGACAGUGAUCCGAGCGCGAGGCCUCCCAUGGCAGUCUUCAGACCAAGACAUUGCUCGCUUCUUUAAAGGCCUCAGUAUUGCAAAGGGUGGCGUGGCCUUGUGUCUUAACGCUCAAGGCAGGAGGAACGGCGAGGCCUUAGUUCGUUUCAUCAACUCAGAGCACCGGGACUUGGCCUUAGAGCGCCACAAGCACCACAUGGGCAGCCGCUACAUCGAGGUGUACAAGGCCACAGGAGAGGAAUUCCUCAAGAUUGCUGGAGGUACAUCUAACGAGGUGGCCCAGUUCUUAUCCAAAGAGAACCAGGUUAUCAUCCGUAUGAGGGGGCUGCCGUUCACCGCCACGCCCCAGGAUGUGCUGUCCUUCCUCGGACCCGAGAGCCCAGUUACAGAUGAUGCCGAGGGUCUGCUCUUUGUCAAGUACCCUGACGGACGGCCCACCGGCGACGCCUUCGUGCUCUUCUCCUGUGAGGAGUACGCACAGAACGCCCUGAAGAGGCACAAGCAGAUCCUGGGGAAACGGUACAUCGAGCUGUUUCGCAGCACCGCAGCUGAGGUGCAACAGGUGCUGAACCGCUAUAUGUCCGCACCGCUCAUCUCCACCCUGCCCCCUUCGCCCAUCAUGCCUGUGCCGGUCCUCGCAUCGCCCCCCUACCUUCCAGCGGCCAGCAGCAGCAGAGACUGCGUCCGCCUGCGCGGCCUGCCCUACACGGCCGGCAUCGAGGACAUCCUCGAGUUCAUGGGAGAGCACACCGUGGACAUCAAACCCCACGGGGUCCACAUGGUCCUUAACCAACAGGGUCGGCCCUCUGGCGACGCUUUCAUCCAGAUGAAGUCCCCUGACAAGUCGUUUAUGGUGGCCCAGAAGUGCCAUAAAAAGACCAUGAAGGACCGCUACGUCGAGGUGUUCCAGUGCUCCACAGAAGAGAUGAGCAUUGUGCUGAUGGGAGGAACCCUGAACCGCAGCGGCCUCUCUCCUCCACCCUGCAAGCUGCCCUGUCUAUCUCCCCCCACAGCCUACGCCGCCUUCCCCACCCCGCCUUCCAUGCUCUCUGAGGCUGCCCUCUACCAGCCCCCCCUGCUGGCUGCCCCCAGACCCCAUCAGACCGUCGCACACAGCCCAGCUCACGCUCUGGCCUACUACCCCCCUCAGCCACACAUGUACAUGAAUAUGAACAUGAACUACACCGCCUACUAUCCCAGCCCUCCAGUCUCUCCUUCCACCGUUGGGUACUUUGCCGCCCCGCCGGGGUCGGUGGCAGCAGCGGUAGCAGCCCAAUCCCAUCCCGCUGCGGGCGCCGCGUCCUCUGGGCUGCCUCAACACGGCGCGCUGGUCAGGAUGCAGGGCCUGCCCUACAACACCGGAGUCAAGGACAUUCUAAGCUUCUUCCAGGGAUACCAGCUCCAGCCAGACGCCGUUCUCAUCUUGUACAACUUCAGCGGCCAGUGCAGCGGCGAGGCCUUGAUCACCUUCCAUAGUGAGGAAAUCGCCAGGCGGGCCGUAGCCGAGCGCUCCACCCAACCCUUCUACGGCCAGCAGGUCCACAUGGUCCUAUGUAACUGACCGAAAGCUCUUCCUCUCUUUCCUCCACCCCGUAAUUUAAGCUCACUUUGAGGUGCGCUCUCCUCGAAAGUGCCUCCAACUGCUUUUCCACUUGAUCCCUGUGCCACUUAAAACAUCUGUUGAACCUGUGCGAUUAUUAACAGAAAACUGACACUGCUGGCUGCAACGUUCCUGAAGCUGCUCUUUGAGUUUGGACAUCCACUGGUGAAGCAGCUGAAGUUGUUUAAGCUUAACGUUGGGUUCAUGACCCUGUGGAUGUGACGCGCAGCACUUCUGUGUGUGUGUGUGUGUGCCUGCUGUAAUAGUUGGUUAGACGGUGUAGGGCCUGGACAUGUAUAUUUAAAUGCUUUAUGUGUCCCCCUAUCCCCCUGUACAGAUGUUUGUCCUGAAAUGCUUGAGGCUGUACAAACUACUUCUGCACACAAUCUUUUUUUUUUUUUUUUUUUUUCCUGAAUCGUCACUCUUAACCACUAGAUUUUGACUUUUCAGAGUUCAUGAUCUUUUUGUGUUACCUCUAUGCAAACACAGAUGCGUGUAUGUGCAUGCGCAAUGAUUUAAGUUGAGGGUCACCAAAGGUUCAGUUAAUGAGAGAAAGAAGCCAUAUAAAGACCGACCGUACUUCUCAACUGUCAUGCAUUCAUUUGAACUGAGCCUCAGUGUUUAUUUAAAACUACAGCAACCCUCAGAUGUGUACAAACUACUUUUGGUGUGUAAAAAGCAUUUAUGUGUGACAUACUGCAUGUGAUCCUAUUUAGAUAUUUUCUAAGCACUACAAAUUUAUUUGUUCAAAAGAGCGACAGAGUGUCUUAAACAGAGUAGUAGGACAAGAUUCUAUUUUUAUUAAUCCCAUUUCUGUACAAUGUUUUCGGAGAUGAUGUUAUGAAACUUAAGGACAAAGUCAUAUCUUCAAGCCUUUUCUAAUGAUUGCUGCAGCCAUUAGAUCUUUUCUGUUUUGGUGUCCAGGCUACGAUCAGUCUAUAGCUGCUUUAAUUCCUGCUUAUGACCAGAAUACUGUGUAAAAGCUGCAUGAGUUUUUCUUGUGACAGGGCUGCUGACAGCUGUCUUAGUUUGUUCCAUCCUUUGCUGUGCCUACAUUACCCAGAGUGCAAUACUGGCCCGGACACUGCUCGGCCAACCUCUGGUGGCAGAGGAGAUAUUUGUUUCUUUUGUUGCAAGUUUGACACUUGUAUGAAUUUAGAUGUGUGUUAAGACCAAACAAUAAAUAAUGUUGACUAUG
Molecule: messenger RNA, 3749 nt
Organism: Gasterosteus aculeatus aculeatus (three-spined stickleback)
Lineage: Eukaryota; Metazoa; Chordata; Actinopteri; Perciformes; Gasterosteidae
Gene: esrp2
Product: epithelial splicing regulatory protein 2
Molecular function (GO): RNA binding
Source: RefSeq, a predicted model, not a curated record